UGCAACAUCCUGUCUGUCUUGGUCGGGCUGCGGUGGGUCACCAAACGGAAUUACUGUGCCAAUAUUAUUUAGAUUUGUCAAACGGGAUUAAGUAUAUUGGUGUAUUUAAACCUAGGAACCUGAAAAAGGGGGAAGAUGCAGGAUGACCCACGCUACCUCAAACGGAGAGUGACGGCAAACAGCUUGGAUGUCCAUCCCACAGAGAAGGCCCUGGUGGUCCACUAUGAAGUGGAGGCCUCCAUUCUGGGAGAGGGCGGAGGUCAGAUGCUGGGUGAACGCAAAGAGGGACAAAAAAUUAUUCGUGUGAAAAGCCUUUCCCCCAGUACAGACGUGGGAGCGCUGGCCAAGAAAGUGUUGGAGGAGUGUAAACUCAUUCCUUCUUCACGUUUGCCCCAGGUGGAGCAGCUUCUCUAUUAUCUUCAGACUAGGAAAACAUCUCCCGUUGAAGGCAAAGGAGUGGAAAAGAAAGAGAAAAAAACCGUGAAGCCCAGAGAGCUGACUCCAUUUGAAGGGAUGGAGCUGAAUGAAGAGGCCAGUAUAACCAAAGUUGAUGAGUAUGUGGAGCUCCUCUAUGAAGGCAUUCCAGAGAAGAUCAGAGGCUCUGCUCUCAUUCUGCAACUCGCUCGCAACCCUGAUAACCUGGAGGAUCUCCUGCACAACGAGGCAGCUUUAGGUGCUCUGGCCAGAGUCCUGAGGGAGGACUGGAAACAAAGUGUAGAGCUGGCUACGAUCAUCAUUUAUAUCUUCUUCUGCUUCUCCAGUUUCUCACAGUUUCACGGAGUGGUGAGUCACUACAAAAUCGGCGCGCUGUGUAUGAGCGUCGUAGAACACGAGCUGAAGAGGCACGAUGUGUGGCGUGAGGAGCUACGCAAGAAAAACAAAGCUUGUGAGUCUGCACCUGAGAAUGGCUCUCUGAGAAGAGACCAGGAUAAAGCUCAGAGGAAGUACCAGGGUCUUCUGGCCAAGCAGGAGCAGCUGCUGAGAGUGUCUUUGUACCUCCUGCUGAACCUUGCUGAAGACACACGGACUGAGCUGAAAAUGAGAAAUAAAAACAUCGUGGGCCUUCUGGUCAAAGUUCUGGAACGGGACGACGAGGAGCUGCUGGUCCUGGUGGUGUCAUUCCUCAAAAAACUGUCCAUCUUCCUGGAGAACAAGAACGACAUGGCUGAGGUGGAUACUGUGGAGCGAUUGGCUCGUCUGAUUCCCUGCGAACACGAAGACUUGCUGAACCUGACACUGCGUCUGCUGCUCAACCUCUCCUUCGAUUCUGGACUCAGAGCCAAGAUGGUGGAAGUUGGACUUUUGCCUAAACUGACAGCUUUGUUAGGUGAUGAGAGCAACCGUCAGGUGGCCAUGAGGAUCCUGUAUCACAUCAGCAUCGAUGACCGCUUCAAGGGCAUGUUUGUUUACACUGACUGCAUACCUCAGCUCAUGCAGAUGUUGUACGAGCACGGUGAGGACGAAAUCGAAGCUGAGCUCAUCUCCGUCUGCAUCAACCUGGCCGCAAACAAGAGGAACGCACAGCUCAUGUGUGAAGGAAAUGGACUGAAGAUGCUGAUGAAGAGAGCUCUGAAGAUGAAAGACUGCCUUCUCAUGAAGAUGAUCAGAAAUAUCUCUCAACACGAUGGACCAACCAAAUCACUCUUCAUAGACUAUGUUGGAGACCUGGCAGCAGAGAUUCGAUCAGAGGAGGAGGAGGAGUGGGUUUUGGAGUGUCUGGGAACGCUGGCCAACCUCACGAUCCCUGAUCUGGACUGGGAGCUGGUGCUGAAGGAGUAUAACCUGGUGCCCUACCUGAAGGACAGACUCAAACCAGGGUCAGCGGAGGACGAUCUCAUCCUGGAGGUGGUGAUCAUGAUUGGAACGGUCUCCAUGGACGAUGCCUGUGCUGCCAUGCUGGCGAAAUCGGGGAUCAUCCCUGCUCUCAUUGAGCUGCUGAAUGCCCAGCAGGAGGACGAUGAGUUUGUGUGUCAGAUCGUCUACGUCUUCUAUCAGAUGGUGUUUCAUCAAGCCACGCGAGAUGUCAUUAUCAAAGACACCCAGGCUCCGGCGUAUCUGAUAGAUCUGAUGCACGAUAAGAAUGCAGAGAUCAGGAAAGUGUGCGACAACACCCUCGACAUCAUAGCAGAGUACGACGAGGAGUGGGGAAGGAAGAUCCAGUCCGAGAAGUUCCGGUUCCAUAACAAUCAGUGGUUGGAGAUGGUGGAGAGCCGGCAGGCCGACGAGUCCGAGCCGUACCUGUACGAUAACGACAAUGACAACGACAGGACGGAUCUGUUCUACAGCGCAGAUGGGAUAACUCCAGGAGACGGUUCAGUGAGUCCGGACUUCUUCAGUGACCUCCAGGCUCAGAAUGGAGACUUGCACCACCCGGGUGACGUCUUCGAUCAGACGACUGCGUCACCCGGACGACCCGUAACCGCGUACGGCUUCAGACCGGACGAACAGCCCUUCUAUCAGUACUCAUAGACACAAACACACAACUUCAGACGCGUUCAAUAUCCCACCAUCCAGCAUGUCAUGUUUUUCCAGCUCCAGUCCAGACUGUUGUAAUAAGUAAUACAGAUGAGCACUGAUGUACAAAACACUGCAGGUCAUUACUUCUGUUCAAACGCACACCGGUAGGUAGGUAGUGCUUUCACUAAAGGAUUGAAAGGAUGCAAACAGACUCGACAUUUCUGGUAUUUGUGAAGAACAUUUGCAUGUUUGUGAAAAGGAAGAUAUGUUACCACUUUAUAGCUAAAGUAAAACCACCCACUACAUUGUCAAAACAUUUAAGGUGUCCACAUUCCACUGUUGUUUCAUCACCAUGCACUACACUGUAUGUUUUUCGUCAUGGUUAAAUGAGCGUGUUGCUACAACAGAGGGCGAAUUCACAUUCAUGCAGACCAAGACGUUGCUCCAUAAACGUCCAAACUGACAUCGCAGAAUGAGAUGACUACUAAAUUGUGGAUGAAAAUAAUAAAAAAUGUCAAAGUUUGCACUGAUAAAGAAUUUUGUCAGCAGUCCAGCAAGCUGAAUGCUAACAUCAUGGUUUCUUUUAUUCAAGUGAAGCCGCAGCUUUCAAAUGCAUUAAAGUAGACGUCCAGUGGCUUUUUCCACGAGCUUCACGUGUCUAAUAGUUGGUGUUUUUAGAGGUGUGUGUCUGUUUCUACAAGCAGGAAGUGUUUGUAUUUAAAUAUUCUCCACUCGAAGGCAGAAGAGAAUCACUGCACUGGAUUUCUUUCUGUUCGGUAGUUAUUCCCAACACUGGAGCAGAGAUGCUCAGCCUCCUGCUGUAGGCCUCAUCUGGAACACUUCGACUGCAUCCGCCGGCCAUAUUCAGGAGAAAUGCCUGAAAUGAACAAAUUGAUUUGUGUAACGUGUGACGGAUAUAAAAUGCCUCGUCAAAAUAACUGUCGUGACGCAAAUGGAAGCUGUAUUGUGGUAUUCAGGUUGUAAACUUCUUGAUGGCUAAACAUACAGAACUGCUUCAAAAGUUGUUUACAGAUAUCUUUGUUGAAUGUGAAUUUUUUUUUUUUCCAGCAUGUAGAAAAACUUAUUUCAUAAAGAUCUAUGAUGGUAAAUUAUUGCACUUACAACUUGCUUUUUUGCUCUGAAAAAUAAAGUC
This is a messenger RNA of Salarias fasciatus (jewelled blenny), 3610 nucleotides long. RefSeq names its product kinesin-associated protein 3. NCBI's taxonomy places the organism in Eukaryota, Metazoa, Chordata, Actinopteri, Blenniiformes, Blenniidae. Gene Ontology annotation, cellular component: ciliary transition zone; axoneme; kinesin II complex. The record is from RefSeq and is a predicted model, not a curated record. Gene Ontology annotation, biological process: microtubule-based movement; cilium organization. Bases 136 to 2469 code for a protein of 777 amino acids. Gene Ontology annotation, molecular function: kinesin binding. The transcript is spliced from 20 exons.